Molecule: messenger RNA, 998 nt
Organism: Poecilia latipinna (sailfin molly)
Lineage: Eukaryota; Metazoa; Chordata; Actinopteri; Cyprinodontiformes; Poeciliidae
Product: transmembrane protein 41A-A-like
Exons: 3
Coding region: 375-875 (166 amino acids)
Source: RefSeq, a predicted model, not a curated record
GUCGUUGUGUUAAAUUGCAUGUUAACAUUGCAUUCAAAAAUAUGUUAAUAUUUCACAGAAAUGAAGAAAUAUUUCUAUAUAUUUUGGAUAAUAGUAUAUGCUAGCUAAGUAGAGAAAAAAAAAACAUGUCCAUGUGUACUGAAGAAAGCUGUCUCUCACCAGGCUGCUAUACGAUCCGUGCACCGAACACUGGCAGAAUGUCAACCGUCAUAUGCGGCUUGCCUUUCGGAAAGUGACACCUUCUUUUAGCCGGUGCCGUCCAACGGAACCAGAACACGUCAACCUGUCGUCCACCGGCGUACUUCCUCUGUGCUUAAACUGAGUUGUUGUUGAAAGUUGCCGGUCAGCAGUAAAGUUUCUCUGGACGGGACAACAUGCGCUCCUUAGCGGGACUAACUGGCAUCGUGGCGACUGCAAGUGUCUAUCUCUACCUGCUGUCGACGCACCUUCCCCCGGGACCGACGCAGCUCCAGCCGGGGUCUGAGCCGGAGGGAGAGGCCGACCGAGAGUACAGGCUGAAGUUCCCAUCAGACCUGGAGUCACUACGGGAACUGGCCAAUAUGCUCAAGUUUUACAAAACGGAGAACUACAGCUACGUUCUGCUGCUGUUCUGUAGCGCCUACCUCUAUAAGCAGUCCUUCGCCAUACCUGGCUCCUCUUUCCUGAACAUGUUGGGGGGAGCGAUUUUCGGACCCUGGGUGGGUCUGAUACUGACCUGCCUGCUCGCCACUUUCGGCUCCACGUUCUGCUUCCUGCUGUCCUCAGCGUUUGGGAAGCAGUAUGUGAUUCACUUCUUCCCAGAGAAAGUGGCUCUGCUGCAGAUGAAGGUAGGUAUCUUCACCAGAUUGGUCAUUUAUCCUUUAUUUGUGUGGUAAACAAGAAUGAAUGAGAAUGUGCACUUUUUUUUUUUGAAGGAUUUAACUUGUUUUCUGGUGAUAUUCUGGAUGUUUUCCGAAUGUCAGAAAUGUUGACCCAACUGGAAAUGAAGCAGGAGAACG